Pedinophyceae sp. YPF-701 is the source of this 1452-nucleotide messenger RNA. Lineage: Eukaryota; Viridiplantae; Chlorophyta; Pedinophyceae. The record is from the annotation of a GenBank genome assembly.
AUGGUGGUGAUGCCCCUGCACGACUGCUCCGUGACGCAGCGCAUGAAGAUGCAGGGCAAGCCGCUCCGGCUCGACCAGCGGCUCCGCAUCUGCCGCAACGUCUUCCGCGGCCUGGCCGACCUCCACGCCGCGGGCUUCUCCCACUUCGACAUCAAGCCGCAGAACAUCCUGCUGAAAACGCAGCACGGCCCCGCCGUGCUCGGAGACUUCGCGCUCGCGCGUGAGACGAACAAGACGCUCGGGACCACGCAGCGCGGCAGCCCCUUCGGAACGGUGAUCUACGCGCCGCCCGAGCAGAUGGACCGGGACGCGGCAGUGCCUCCGGGGCCCCACUCGGAUAUGUGGGCGGCGGCCGCGACGUGCUGCGAGAUCCUGUCCGGCAAGCCCCCGUACAUGGGCUUGACUCAAGUUCAGGUUAUCACCGAGAUGAUGGUGCGCCGGAAGGCGCCGGCGGUCCCGGAGGGCUUCCCCGCGGAGCUCAGAGCCUUGCUCGCGGGCUGCUUCAACUUCGACGCGCGGCGGAGGCCGACGGCGAUGCAGGCGCUGGAGGUGAUGGCGAGGGUUAGCGAGGGGGACUUUUCGGGGACCGUGGGCUUCGGAGACCCCGCGACGCCGUCGUCGUCUGGGACAGUGUCCGUGGACGCCGCGGAGGGGGAUGACGAGGCGCAGCGCAGGGAGGAGGAGCGCCUGGAGGCUCAGCGCCGUGAGGCGUUGCGCAUCAACGCAGAGAGGAUAGAGCAGGCGCGGCGCGAAGCGGAUGCGGCGCGUCGGAUCGCGGAGCAGGCGCGGCGCGACGCAGAGCGCAAGGAAGCGGAGCGCCGGGAGGCAGUGCGCAGGGAGGCGGAGCGCAGGGAGGCGGAGCGCCGCGAAGCCGAGCGCCGGGAGGCAGCGCGCAUCGAGGCGGAGCGGAAAGAAGCGGAGCGGAAGGAGGCAGAACGUCGCGAGGCGGAGCGGCGCGAGGCGGAGCGCAAGCAGGCCAAGCGAGAGAAGGACAAGCGCAAGAAGGCCGAUCGCAGGGAGGCCAAGCGUCGCGAGGCGGAGCGACAGGAGCUCGUCGCCGCGGAUGCGCCUGGCGGCUCGGCGGCGCGCCCCGUGCACGCUGUGCGCGUGACACAGCAGACGGUUCACGACCCCGACACCGGCGUGAUUACGACACGCAGUCACCGACAGGAGAUCAAAGGGUGCGGAGAUGCACUUGAGAGCAUGUCUCUCGAGCACAGCCGCAUCUCGAGCAGUGGCCUCGGUCUGCUGUCUCACGGCAGUAACGUGCUGUCCCACGCCAGCAACGUGCUGUCUCAGGGCGGCGGUCUGCUGGGCGGUGGCAUGGGCGCGGGUCUGUUCUCGGGUGGUGUUGCACACGCGCCCCGAGCCGAGACCGCGGGCGGCGGGGGGGUGCGGCCUUGCCGGUACGGCAAGAACUGCAAGCGGCCCGUGUGCACCUUCGGUCACUGA